Molecule: messenger RNA, 7330 nt
Organism: Phlebotomus papatasi
Lineage: Eukaryota; Metazoa; Arthropoda; Insecta; Diptera; Psychodidae
Gene: Epg5
Product: ectopic P granules protein 5 homolog
Exons: 5
Coding region: 107-7285 (2392 amino acids)
Biological process (GO): autophagosome maturation
Cellular component (GO): cytoplasm
Source: RefSeq, a predicted model, not a curated record
GACAGUGAUGCAAGCAAAGUGCAGAGAAAAAGUGUACAGAUUUUUAUUGCGUAUUUCUUUGUAAAUUAUGUCUAAUUCUGUAGUUUAAUAUAGUGAAAUUAGUGGAAUGGCAACUCUGGAGAAACCAAGGACCAAGAAGAAGAAGAAGACGAGGAUUGUCGGGGAAUCCCCGUGUGAGGCAACGGAAAACAUCUCCAAUGUAGAACUGCCAGAAGUACCAGAAGAACUCCUCAAAAUUGAUGAAAUCAGUGCAAUUGCUGCAGAAUUUCAUCAUCCUCCUGACCUGGAGACAAAGAACUCUGCAGAAGAAGCACGAGAAAGCCCCAAAGAGGAAGUAGAAAAUCCUGCAGAAGCUCAAGAAGAACCCUCAGAAAAAGUCCCUGAAAUCGUGGCAACACCUUCAGCUCCUCCAAUCGAAGCAGAAGCCACUCCUUGUCUCCCAAUUCCCAAAGAAACAUCCACAACUCUCUAUCCCACGCUAGACACCCUCCGGAAGGAAGCAGUGCCCUUCCAGAAGACCCAGGAGAUGGAAAUCCACAUAGAACCAUUCACAAUUGCUCAACUCCGGGAUCUCUACUCCAACAAUCUUCUGGCUUUCGCCAAGGAACUGGAGAAAGAAUUUAUCGAGACUGAAUUGAAUCCCAGCUUCCUCAGGAAUGACGAUUAUUUGUACAAUUGCAUCCAUGAGUACAUGCAAUCCCUCACAGAGUGCAGAAGCCUAAAGAUUGAGGCAGACAGGGUCAAGGGACUUUGCAAAGAGGAUCAGGAAAAGCUCUGGAGCAUUAUCAGUGUCUCCCAGAAGUUUUCCGGAACCUGCAGCGAUGGGAGUCGUGUCUCCACAACGGUUUCUUACAAGAAAGCCAUUUUCAAUGAGAAUCUCCUGGACGUGGUGUCUAGGCACUUCUCAGAAAUUCGCUCCAUUUGCUGUGAUAAAUACGUUAAAAGUGCAACACUUGGUGCUCUGCUCAAGAUGAAGAUUGACGAGGAGAUUGUUCGAAUCCAAAGUCAACAUUUGAGAUCAUCAAAGCAGGAAUUUGUCACGGAAUCUGAUGAUUUGAGACAGAGUAUUUCUAUUUUAUUCUUUUUCCUGAGGAAGCCGGGAGUUGAUAGGAUUUUUGCGGAAAAUCUCAAGAAAUGGUUGAAUAUUUUGGUGUAUUUACUUUUGGAUGUUGCCACAUGGCCUGAUCAUAUGUUUAUUCUGUAUCAUGUACUGAGGUGUCCACCGGGAAUUAUUUCCUGGGCUGCAUGGAUGAUUCAGGUUCCCGUGGGGAGAUUCUCCGCGGAGGGCUUGCAGAAUCAUGUUUGUGUGCAGCACAGUUUGACGGUGCUUCAGGCGAUCCUUUUGCCAGUGGCAAGGAGAUCGGAGUUCCUGGAUGAGAUACUGUGUUGGUCGAGGAUGGACAAGAGUGGAGCAGGAGGGGGUGGGGAGUGGUCUUUUGUGGAUUCCGAUGGGGAGGAGGAUGUGGAUUUGUUGGUGUUGAGGGAAAAUGAUCUUGUGGCGAUUUUCAAUCAGAUUCCCUGGAGGGAGAUUUUUAGUCUGGCCACGAAGAUGGAACCGAAGCCAGGGGGAGGGUAUCAGGUGAAGAAGGAGGCAGUUACAGCUCAUGCUGUCCUGCAAUUCUUUGCUUUUGCGAGUUAUUUGAUUGAGACACUGGGAAUGGGACUGUGUACGUACAAUACGGAAAGAUAUCGGCAGUUUACGAAGAGACUGGCCAGAUUGGUGGCUCAGUGUGUUCAGUAUGGGUCGGGUCUGUACGGAAUCUUCCAGGGAGCCACGGCGGUGAAUGAUGUGAUGAUCAGAGCGAGGAUUCAGAAGGAAUUUGAGCAAGUUCUAGUGAGAUCUUGCGAUUUGAUUUAUCUGUCCAGGACUGCUGGGUCUUGGCAGUAUCUCGUGGGAUUGCCGUUUGGGCAAUUGUCGCCACAGUGCAUCCGGGGAUUGUAUGAGAAAAUGCGAGCACCGCAUUUUGGGGAGGGUUCAGCACAGGAGACAAUUGAAGCGAAAAAUCAAGUGGCUGAUUAUAGUUUGGUGGAGAUUUUUGAGGCUAAUGACGUGUCACAGGAAGAUCUUCACUAUUUACUGCAGACACUGGCCAAUCUGGCCAGUGUCAAUGAGAAUUUGAGGCAGAGUAUCAUGACGGAUUUGCUGGAAAUUGGUUUUCUGCGGGGAUCUACCAAGGACGAUUGCAGCAAGAUUGCCAGGGAUUUAAUAGCUAAUCUCGCUGAUGAGUGUCCAGAACUCAUCAGUGACAUCAUCCUGCAGUUCCAGGAGAACAUCCUCGAGGGGAGAUCGUACGGAAGUUACCUCCUGAAGAGGCUUCCCAUGGAAAAAUGGAUUCCAGGUCCGGGAAUUGUGGAUAUCCUUGAGGAAUGGCUACUGCAGUGUCCACUGGAGUCAGCGGAGAGUGGAAUGGCCAGGAUUGUCAUUAACAACAUGAACUGGAACUAUGGGCACGAUGGAAGGCUGUUUCUACAUCCAGCCCUUCAUUCCCGGAUCGCUUUGACCAUCUACGAGGCUUCAGUGAAAAAUUCCUCAACUCCGUCAAAUUUCAUUGCUGAGAAUGUGAAGAAUCUCAUGAUGGACAAGUCCACCAUCAUGAACUUCCAAACAUGGUGCUGGAAGAUGAUUUCUGUGCUGAAACUCCAUGCCACGGACAGAGAAAAUCCCUGGGGAGUGAUUUAUUCGCCAGAAAUUGUUCUUCCGGAACUUCCGGAACUGGAGCAUUUGACAGAUGUUUGGAGGGGGGUCAGGGAAAAUCGAAAUCUUGCCACAUAUGUCUCAAUUCUCCUAACACAGCGUGGUCAUUCAAUUCCCCAAAUCUCUACGUACAGCUUCCACAAUAUGGAGAUUCUCUUCAAAACUGAUGAUCAGGUAACUGCCCUCAGGUGCCUUCAGGUUGUCUUUCCACUCUUUCUGCCCUGUCCUGAGAGUCUCGUUGAAAAUCCUGCCUUUCACUCUCUUCUGCAUUCGAUUUUGUCCGUUGACAGUUCCUACUCAAAGAUUCCCAUCGAUAUCAUCUUCUCCCGGAGUGUUUCGGGGAUUAUUGGGUUGUUUGGGAAGAUGAUUGUCUCUCAGUUUAUGGAUUAUCAGAGAUUUGGACUGUCUUCACCGACUCCACUUGUCCUUCUCUGGCUGCAAUGCCUGACAAAGUACAGGGAUUACAAGAACUCCUGGAAUGCACUGUAUAUCCUGGAUGUUGUCCUGGAAUUUGCAUUUACAGUCCCAGAAGCUUGGUUUGAGGCCCGGAGGCUCUUUUUCUCCCUGACAACUCAAGCCAGAUUGACAGCAACACCCUCAAAGUCUGUCUCGUCCUUCCUUUCGAAGUCCCCGCCCAUCGGACUGAUUCCCAAUCUCCCGGUGACCACAAUCUGGCUGGGAUUGAUGGUGUUCGAUGUGCAGCAGGAAGUCUUCGAAGGGGAGACAGGAUUCUGGCAGGAAUUUGUCCAGCAACUGUCUCUGCGGUCUUCCGGAGAGAGAAACCUUGACGGAUUGGUUAAAAGGGUUGCAAAUUCCCUAGGAACUCCUCACAAUCAAACCACGGAUUUAGUCUUUGUCAAACUGGCCAAUUUGAUCAUUUCCUGCCCCACUAGUCACUCCAUCUUGGUGAUUUUGUGCCAAAGAUUCUUUGCUCUCUACCUCACGAGGCUGUCCGGAUGUCAGGGAGGUGUCAGGGAUAGGCUCUACAGGUCCGAUGAGAUGAUAAUGAAGAAGAUAAGAGGACAAUUGGAGCAUGCCAGGGCGUAUCAUGAAGCCCAGGCGGAAAAUGAGAGAGAAAUCGAUGAGAUUCUAAGUAGAUUCCAUGAAACAUUGGAAAAAAUGUUCAGGACUUUCGGCGCAUGGCUAGAAGGGAAGGAUUCUGGCCACGAUGAGGAUUUAAGGCGUCUCCUGUUCUGUCGCAGAGAUUGGACGGAAUUUAUCAAUUUAGGGACGCUGCUGAGGCAUCAGAGGCAGAAUUAUGAGGAGUGGAAUGCAAAAAUCGGGAGACAGAUACCAAAAUGUCCAGUAUCUCUGGUCAAAUCGGCUUCUCAGGAGUAUUCCCAGAAGAUAGAGAAGCAAUUGAUGUCAUACGACACGCCCGUGGGGAAAAAACCCACCGAAAUGAUUCAGUCAGGGAUAGAUCUUCCAUCUCCGGCUGAAUACGUCAGAGAGGGAUUGAUUUCUGGAAGCAGAUGCAGCAAGGAUUUCAAUCUCCUGGAGAAAUAUGCCAAAGCCUAUGCGGGAGAUCUUAAGGAAAUUUGCCAGUUGGAUACGGCCUAUGGGAAGCUGGAAAAGGGCAGAAUGGUGAAUGAACAGGAAGUAUCCUAUCGUUUCCUGCCUUGUGCAAAUAUCCUAGGAAGGAAGUUUGAAUGCACAGGACCGGCAAAUGUCCGGAUAACUCAAAAUCGAGUGAUCACAGUUGCCUCAGCUGAAAAUCAAAUAGCAAAGAAUCGUCAGGAGAGGGGAAAUCUCCUGGACAGGACAAUGACGAAGCUCGAGGAGGAUCUUCUGAGGGCACUGCUCAGGAUUGAGCAAACCCUGAAGUAUCUGGGAGACAAUUGUGGGCAUCGGAAGAUGGGAAAGUGUACAGAAUUGUGCAGGAUUUCCUUUGACAUCUUCUUCAAGACUCUCAAGGCUUCUUCGGAUUUCCUGACCUUGUAUCCACCCACGAGAUCCCUUACAAAGUCUGUGAUAAGGAACAUGAAGAUCUUCAUGCCAUCCCAUUUGCCCCAGGAAGGUCAGAAACUCGUAGAAGUGAUGGUAAAAGGAUCACUUUUAACUGAACUUCUCAUUGAACUUUUCACCCCGGAACAGCUUCCGCCGCGGGAAUUUCUAGCCAUCUAUGACUUUACCGUGGCAGCUUUUGGGAAUUGGAGUGAUCAGGAGAGUAUUGGGAUGAUCCUGGAGAGAUUCUCACUGUCUUUCUGGUUGCAACUGCAUGAACCGCAGAGCUUUGUCAGGGAAGAUCUCACUCAGCUCAUUCUGCGUGGCUUGAAGGUUUCCUAUCAUAGGAAUUCUCCAGCAAAUGACAAAAUCCUCCGGUCCCACCUUGUCCAGUUGUUCUCCCAUCGAUUCCCACAGAAUUACAAUGGUGUCCUGAAGAAUCUCUUUGAGGGAUUCACAAAACUCGGCUUGUCCGGAGACAUUCUAAUAGACCUCUUCAAUGUUCUCUUCAAUCUCGCUGGAUUGGACAGCAUUCCGGGAAAUGCUUCAGCAUCCACAAUCCCAGAUACCCUAGAAAAAUUUUCCAAGGAGCAGAAAAUCCUGUCCCAAAUCGAGCUAGUAGAGACAAUUCGCUGGCUCAGUGAAUUCUUCAGUCAGGAACGCACAAAAGAAGGAAUCUAUGGACUCUUCCCGAAAUUCAAGCAUCUCUACCGCAUCUUCAACAUUUUCAUGGCAAUUGUCCUUCAGUCGGCAACAACUGCCACAAUCCUAGCCUUUCCCGGAGCUUCGGCUGAUCAAUUGACCGAAUGGAUCUGGCCAUGUGUUCAGAAUGUCUACGAAAUGUGGCUGAUUCCAAUUGUCCUGGAUGCCACUAAAGCUCAAUCCCCAGCCAAUUGGCUGAAAACCCAAGUAGACGGAGUAAAUCCCAUCCUCCUGCCCUGGAGUGAAUCCACAAGACAAGGCCCGGAUGAACUCCUCGAUGGCUUCACAAAAUGCACAAUCUUCGCCAUUGACUCAAUUCCCGGAAGCAAUUCCAUCCUAAAGCACAUUUUUCAGUGGUACGAAAAGAACUUCUCCAAUCCCCUCAUUCCCAGCUACAUCACCACAGAGAUCCAUCAAGCUCUCAAGAAACUGCCCUGGGGAUACUUUGAUCCCAGCACAGAGAUCCUGGACAUGACAUCACGGAUAUUCCGGCAAAAAGCUUCAGUGUCAAGUAUAAAUUUCGUAUCAGACAUUCUAAAGCAAGUUCCCUGGACAAAUUGGCUGCAGCUCCAUCAAACAGCCUGGAAUUUCACGGAAAAGUGCCAAACGGUAUCCCUCCUCCUGUCCCUCUUCAUCUCAAUGGCUGCCUAUGGAGAUCAAAUGGCUGCCGUUCUUGAGGAAGUUGCAGUAUCCUUCCCAUGGGAUUUUGUAGACAAUACAGCUUUCACUGAUACCCUCAACAUCUUCAUCCUCGCCGCUGGACCUCAAUGGUGCUCCAAGCUGCAAGCUAAUCCCCCGGCAGGGAAUGUAGAGAAAGCUGUAUGGAAACUCCUGAAGACAGUGUCAAAGAUUGAUCUGUCUGGAGAUGAUGCAAAGUCCACAAGAGCUGUUACAAAGCGAUUGGUCUACAUCAAAACGAUUCUGCAGUUCUUAACGGCAUCCAUUAACAAAGGAAAGGACUUUUUCACCACAGAAACUGGUCAGAAAGUCUUCCAAGGAAUUUUUCAAGGGUUGACGAAGGAUGUUCAGAAAAUAUUGGAGAAAGAGGAGGAGUUCCCCAAAGAAGGCCUCAAUAUCCUCGUGGAAAUGGUCAGAGAAAUUCCCCAGGAAGCUGAUUCAACGUCCAGUAAACUCCUCGUUGAGGGAUUCACAAUCUGGGAGACUGCAAAUCCCAUUGCUGUAACGUCACUUUUGCAUGCAAUUGCCAUGAGCAGAAAAGCCUCAGAGCCACUAAAUGCGCUCCUGGAAGCGACUAUUGAAAGCUACUUCAGAAAUUCUUCUGUAAUUUCAAAUGUUGGAUGGAAGUUUGUGCAGGAGAUUCUGUGGAGUUACAUGGUAAAUUUGCGUCCGACAUUAAUUGGGCAGGAAUCACUGCAUUGUCUGCAUUUGUGGGCUACUGUAGGGCUAAAGAGUGAGAGGGAUGUUAGGAAGAGACUAACAUUGAAGGGUUUGGUGUUUGAGCGGCUGAAUGGGGCGAAGGUGACGGAGGAGAAUGAGCUGAAAGUGGCUCUGCUUUGGGGUUUUCUCUGCAUAGUCAGCUUCAGGGAAUGCGAUCAAAGCCCGGAGAAUGGGGUGUUUCUGGUCCAUGUUACCAAGAGAUUGGUGCAUCUGGCCAAUGAGCCCGAUGACUGGGGAAAGAGUGUGCUGAAUGCAAUUGGACUGACGCGGCUUAAGAGGUCCAAAGUGCUGUGGAAGUGUCUGGCAUGCUACAUGGUUGAAAUGCUCAAGGUGAUCAACGUUGAAUGUGAUUUGGAGCGAGAGCGCUGUGCUCUCAAUGUCGAGCUGCAGUCGAAGCAAUUCAAUCCGUACCGGGAGGCCAUUUCGCAGAUCAGUCACCAAAUCAGCGGAGAUUUGAGUCAGCAAAGCAAAAAUAUUGCAUCAAUCCUCCGGAAGUUCUACGGAACUGAUAACUUGCUUAGUGAUAUUGAGUUUUUGUGGAGUUAGUCAUUCCAGGAUGCUUUUUUAUUAAAUAAAGGAUUGUAAAUAUUU